CCGUGAUCAUCCACAUUCCACUCUUCGGCCUCCCCAAUCUUGCACAAGGCCCGCCCCUUCAAUCGCCCAAGUUGAGGAAAAGGGAAACGUUUAGAAAAUGGCGAAUACAUUUCCGCGCCUUCCGCCGUCCGGCAUCAAGGUGAUCAUCGUCGGCGCGGGCUUCGCUGGGCUGUCGGCAGCCAUCGAGUGCGACCGCAAGGGGCACUCGGUGACGCUAUUCGAGAAGGUUGACGAUAUUGACGAAAUCACGCGCAUCGGCGACAUCAUCAGCUUCGACCCCAAUGGUUCGCGGGCAUUUGAGCGCUGGCCGGGGGUGGUUGACGCUAUGGAGGCCAUCGCCCGCCAGACCACCUGGCUCGACUUGUACCACCACGAGGGCAAGUUCGUGACCCGCCAGUCAUUUGCCCACGAGAAGGCUUGGGGGCGACGGAUCAACGGCCACCGGGGUCAGCUGCAUAGCAUCAUCUAUCGGCAUGCCGUUGCGAGAGGGAUCGAUAUCCGGCUCGGGUCGCGGGUGGAGGAUUACUUUGAGACCGACUACCCUCCGCAAGCGGGCGUGGUGGUGAACGGGGAGCGUUUCUCGGCCGACGUGGUCAUCGCUGCCGAAGGGGUGCGGUCGCGCGGGAGAAAGAUUGUGCUGGGCUUCGACGAGAACCCCAAGUCGUCGGGUUAUGCUGUUUACAGAGCCUGGUUCCCCGCCGACCGCAUCCGGGACAACCCGGUGAUCCGGCACUUGGUGACCGACGGGGAUUCGCACAUGGGGUUUAUCGGACCGGAUAUCCACUUCCUGGCGUCGAGCAUCAAGAACGGGACCGAGGUGAACUGGGUGUUUACACAUAUUGACGAUGGGAACAUCGAGGAGAGCUGGCAGUUUCCGGGUAAGCCGGAAGAGGCGCUCAAGUACCUGGAAGGGUGGUGCCCUGUGGUGCACGAACUUGUCAAGUCAACCCCCGACGGACGGCUCAUCGACCACAAACUCGUCUACCGCGAUCCCCUCCCGACGUUCAUUUCACCAAAGGCUCGGAUUUGCUUGAUAGGCGAUGCAGCACACCCCUUCCUACCGACCUCUAUCCAGGGUGCAAGCCAGUCGAUCGAGGAUGGAGUGGCACUGGCGACGUGCUUGGAGCUGAGCGGGGACAAGGACAUUCCCAGGGCGCUGCGGGCAUACGAGAAGUUGAGGUAUGAGAGGGUACACCGCGCGCAGGCCAUGGGUCCGCAGACGAGGGAGCGGUGGCACAAAGCGGAUUGGAAUAAGGUGUGGAAGAACCCCGAGAUGAUCCACUUGGUGCGGGAGCAGUGGCUGCUCAAUUUCGACACGGAGAAGGAUGCGUAUGACCGGUAUGGGGAGGUUGUGGCCGAGCUGGAGCGGGCAAAGGCACGGCUUUAGGGGAGGGGGAAGGAACAGGGGAGUAAACACUGCUAGCAACAAACACAAGUACAAAUCCCAGUCCAU
This is a messenger RNA of Chaetomium fimeti, 1453 nucleotides long. RefSeq lists its product as uncharacterized. Gene Ontology annotation, molecular function: monooxygenase activity; FAD binding. Lineage: Eukaryota; Fungi; Ascomycota; Sordariomycetes; Sordariales; Chaetomiaceae. The record is from RefSeq and is a predicted model, not a curated record. The transcript has a single exon. The coding region runs from base 98 to 1387 and encodes 429 amino acids.